This is a messenger RNA of Leptinotarsa decemlineata (Colorado potato beetle), 774 nucleotides long. Its product is annotated as ATP-dependent RNA helicase WM6-like. The record is from RefSeq and is a predicted model, not a curated record. Lineage: Eukaryota; Metazoa; Arthropoda; Insecta; Coleoptera; Chrysomelidae.
AUGAAAAUAAAAAAAGACAUUCGAAGGAAAGCAGCCGAUUACAAAAAACAAUCGUUUUUGACAGGAGGAGGUCAACCGCCUGAAAUUAAAUGGGAUCCAGUGGAUGAAAUGCUUAUGGGAAUCGUUAAUAGAAAAACCAUCAAUGGUUUGGUUUCCCAAUUUGAUUCAGAUAGUAUGGGAUCAGUCGAGAAAAAUCAAAGAUCUAAUGAAAGCACAAUCAGUUACGAGUUCACUCCCAAUUCCACCUACUAUAAUGAACUGACAUUGCAUGGAUUACAACAGCAUUACGUUAAACUCAAAGAAAAUGAAAAGAAUAAAAACUUAUUUGAGUUGCUCGAUGUUCUCGAGUUCAAUCAGGUAGUCAUUUUUGUGAAGUCAGCUAAACGAUGUUUGGCUCUAGAACAGUUGCUGACUGAAGAGAAUUUCCCAGCCAUCGGAAUUCACAGAGGAAUGAACCAGAAAGAGAGGCUGUCUCGGUAUGAGCAGUUCAAAGAUUUCCGGAAGAGAAUAUUGGUAGCUACGAAUCUCUUUGGGCGUGGCAUGGACAUUGAAAGGGUCAACAUUGUCUUCAACUAUGAUAUGCCAGAAAACUCCGAUACCUACUUACACAGAGUUGCUAGGGCAGGACGGUUUGGUUCAAAAGGUUUGGCCAUCACUUUCGUUUCCGGAGAGGAGGACGUCAAGAUUUUGAACAAAGUCCAAGAGAGAUUUGAUAUUGCUAUUACAGAGUUACCUGAUGAAAUUGAUCUCAGAUCCUACAUUGAGGGUCGAUAA